Phyllostomus discolor (pale spear-nosed bat) is the source of this 1755-nucleotide messenger RNA. RefSeq names its product ZFP36 ring finger protein (gene ZFP36). The record is from RefSeq and is a predicted model, not a curated record. Gene Ontology annotation, molecular function: mRNA binding; metal ion binding. NCBI's taxonomy places the organism in Eukaryota, Metazoa, Chordata, Mammalia, Chiroptera, Phyllostomidae. Bases 104 to 1072 code for a protein of 322 amino acids. The transcript has 2 exons.
CCCAUUGGUCUAUAAAAUCACCGGCUCCUCCAGACCGACGCAGCGAGUCUUCUGCGUUCCCACUUUUGCUCUGGUUCUCUUCAAGUCGGCCUUCGGCGCCGUCAUGGAUCUCACCGCCAUCUACGAGAGCCUCCUGUCGCUGAGCCCUGACCUCCCAUCCGACCAUGGAGAUAUUGAGUCCAGUCCUGGCUGGGCCUCCCCAGGACUCUGGAGCUUCAGCUCAUCCAACUCCAGCCCAGCUGGGGUUGCUGCCCGCCUACCUGGCCGGUCCACCAGCCUGGUGGAGGGUCGAAGCUGUGGCUGGGUGCCUCCACCCCCAGGUUUUGCACCUCUGGCUCCCCGCCCAAGUACUGAGCUGUCACCUUCACCUACUGCGACCCCCACCACCUCAUCCCGAUACAAGACUGAGCUGUGCCGGACCUUCUCAGAGAGCGGGCGCUGUCGCUAUGGGGCUAAGUGCCAGUUUGCCCAUGGCCCAGGCGAGCUGCGCCAGGCCAGUCGCCACCCCAAGUACAAGACGGAACUCUGCCACAAGUUCUACCUCCAGGGCCGCUGCCCCUAUGGUUCACGCUGCCACUUCAUCCACAACCCCAGUGAGGACCUCGCUGCCCCUGGCCACCCCCAUGUGCUGCGCCAGAGCAUCAGCUUCUCAGGCCUGCCCUCGGGCCGCCGAUCCUCGCCACCACCAGCAGGCCUGGCAGGCCCUUCUCUGUCCUCCUGCUCCUUCUCGCCCUCCAGCUCCCCACCACCACCACCUGGGGACCUUCCACUUUCACCCUCUGCCUUCUCUGCUGCCCCUGGGACCCCUGUGGCCCGAAGGGACCCCACACCAGCCUGUUGCCCCUCCUGCCGAAGGGCUACCCCCAGCAGCGUCUGGGGACCUGUGGGUGGCCUGGCUCGGAGCCCCUCUGCACACUCCCUGGGAUCUGAUCCCGAUGAAUAUGCCAGCAGCGGCAGUAGCCUGGGAGGCUCUGACUCACCAGUCUUUGAGGCUGGGGUGUUUGGGCCACCCCAGCCACCUACCGCCCCUCGGCGACUCCCCAUCUUCAAUCGCAUCUCCGUAUCUGAGUGACAAGUGCCUGCCCAGUUCAGAUCAGCUGUAUCUCAAGGGGGCCAUUUCUCUCGUGCUGUGGGCUCCACAGGAGUCCAGGGGCUUGGGGAACUGGGGGGCUCUUGAGUAGCCCCACUGUCUUCCAAAAUGCAUAAAUGCAUUAACCCCCUCCCCUAACCCCAUGCUGGGGCAGGUCCCCAGUGUGCAAGCUCGGUGUUCAUGGUGAUGGAGGAAGGAGUGUAUUCUGGAGUGUUUUUAUCUUUUUAAAGAUGUAGCAAAUUUGAGGGUGGCAGUAAGCCAUAAGCCCUCUCCACCCAACUUCUCCCUUUCCCAAUGCUGUGAAUAAUAAUCCCCUAAUGUUCCAUCUCCAUUUUUCUAGACCCCUGAGGUUCUGGUGACAGGAGCCUCCCCUUGAGGGUCAACCCUGGUGCUCAAAUUACCUUUGAAAAGCAAGUAGCCAAAGUCAUUGCCACCCCUCCCCCCCAGCCAUUGGGCUCUAUUUAUGACGACUUUAUUUAUUCUAAUAGAUUUUAUAGUAUUUAUAUAUAUUGGGUCGUCUGCUUCCCUUGUAUUCUUCCUCCUUUUUUAAUAUUGGAAACGAUGGAGUAAUUAUUAUAAGUAUGCUAUAAUAUAUUAAUAUAUAUUAAAAUUUAUUUUUGUGGGUUUUUUUGAAUUUUUAAAUAAAAGGCAUAUGUGUGUAAACU